AUGAUGUACGAGGACGGCGUGGCGCCACAAAUGAUUCGAUUUAGUGAUUAUGCGAAAUGGAAGAAGACUAUCAUAGAAGUUCUCCUUUUGUGGCAACGUGAUCGAUUCAAAUAUUUGCAGAAUGUGCAACUUGGUAAGACCGAAGAAGGUGAUGAUGUCGGCCAGUUUGGAAGCAAAUUUCGAGAGCAUCUCGGCCAGUGGAGGCUGAAUAAACGAGGAGUUGAGGGCGAAACAAUAAUUCAUCUUCUGCUGAACCGCGAAGAGCCUAUGUGCAGCGAAAUUGCUAGGAUUUUGAUAACGCGGUAUCCAGGCCUU
Messenger RNA from Gongylonema pulchrum, 315 nucleotides. The record is from the annotation of a GenBank genome assembly. Lineage: Eukaryota; Metazoa; Nematoda; Chromadorea; Rhabditida; Gongylonematidae.